AAGAACUGUUGUGAUGGUUAUACCGGGGGAAAAAAGCAAGCCAUGUUCUCGAAAAGAGGAUUUAAAAUAAAAAAAUUAAAUAAAUAAUAUAUGCACGAGGGCUAAUUAUCGUAAAUUAACAACUAGGGGUCCAGUAACACCAUGCGCACUUAUUUACAGUAGGUAGAUAAGUCACUGCAGUGAAAUAAAAUUAAUAGGGUCAUUCACUUUUUUAACAAGAACAUAACUUGCACCAAGAACUGCAAGGCAUGAAUAUCACACAAAGCUUUUAUUUCAUAUGUUCCUCAGUGCCAACAGCCUAUCUUUAACUCAUUACAGGGUGCCUAACAUGCUAAUGAUUCAGCCAUUAUUUAGAGAAGCGAAUUUGAUGUGGCAUGGCCAGAUUUAGGACGAUUUGAGUCCCAGGGCUUAAGUCACUUUUGGUACUCUACCCCUACAUUUUUUUUAUGCAUGCAAAUUAACAUAAAAUUUAAGAAAAUUAUUAGGACUGAUACCAAAAAUGCUAAUAAAAAUACUGCCACCCCAAGUAAAACUUUGCUAGAAUGUCUGCUUUUUGGAAUGAAAGACAUGAUGACAUUGGGGAUCUAAAUGUCUUAUAAUAUUUGGCAAUUGCUUUCAACACUGAUUGCCUGAUGACCAUAUCUCCCAUUCUGAUGAAUAACUGUUGUUGAUCCAGUGUUUCUGAGGAAUCUGAAAUCCCACAAUGACAGUUUUCAUGCAUGGACUUUCCCUUAACUUCCAGGCUCUAAAAUUCCUGCAGAUUACUGAAAAGGUUAAACUCGGAGUAAGCAAAGCUCUUUCAAUUUAUCUUUGAGGAACAUUGUUUCUAAACACCUGAGAGAUUUUCCCAUGUAUAUGUGCAAAACCAGGGGCACACCUAAUCAUGACUGCAAUCAGAUGUUGACAUUUCCUUUUUAAAGUUGAAUCAUUUUUCUCACUGAAAUAUCUAAACAACUCCUGUCUCACUUUCAUGGUAACUUCAGAGGAGCUGCAGAGAUUCGAAGCUCAGGUUUCAGAAUUUGUCUCCAGUGUAAUUAUUAAUGAUGGACUCUACUAAACUGGCUUUUAUGAAAGAGCGGCUAAAAGCGAUUGUUGAAAGAAAGAGAUAUGUCUCGUUGGUGGCAGCAUCAUGCUGUUGUUCUUUACUUAAACAAGUGCAGAGAAGCUGAUCAGAAUUAAUGAGAUGUAUUGAUCUAAAUAGAGGGCAAUCCUGAAAGAAAAGCUUUUAGUAGCUGCAAAAGACUUCAGAUUGAGGCAGAGGUUCACCUUCCAGCAGGACAACAACCCUACAGCCAGAGCAAAAAUGGAAUACAUUAGAUCAAAGCCCAUUCUUGUGUUAGAAUAGCCCAGUCAAAGUCCACACUUAAAUACAAGUGAGAAUUAGUGGCAAGACUUGAUAUCCAUUCAGCCUGACUAAGCUUGAGGACAAAUAAUACCAGGAGAUAAAUCUUGAGCUUGAAAAGUUGUUUUAGAUGUGCACAGAAGCUGAACAGCCCAUCAAUGGAAAGAGCAAACCUCAAAAGGCGUUUGAAAGAAUUGUCUGUGAAGUUAAUGUCUCACGUUCUGACACGCUAAGAUCACUUCAUCGGUGCUAAAUUUCCAUUAUGCUUCUUGGGUUUUCCGGGCUGAUCUUUAGGCGUGCUUGAUCAAGGAAGAAAAUCGUUGGCUGAGUGUUGCCUUACCACCUGUUUCAAGACAUUGAUCCUCAUCCCAUGGGGGGGAAUGGUGAUCCACUCAUCUGCUCUGAGGUACUGCCAGACGAGGUGCUGAAGUUGGGCUAUAUGAGAAAUAAAAGGGGGUAUGUAAACACCACCAGUCCCUGCUUGGUUGGAAUGGAGUGAAGAAUCAUAGUCUACAUCAUCAGUAUGCCAUCCGCUGAUCUCAUCCUGGUGACCACUGUCUUUAUGGCCUUCAUUAUUACUCUGACUUCUGGUGCCAGGAUCACACGCUGGCCAAAACCUCAGAACACCAACAAGCCUUCUCAAACUGGGACCAAUGGUUUAGGUGGGGGAGGAAGGUUUGGACAGAUUCCUACGAAAGCCCCCUCUUUUUCCAACAGCCUACACACAGAAGAGCCAACUGAGGUGAUGACAAAUGCAUACUCCCUGCCUGCAACAGAUAGCAGCACCUUCAACACUGACACUAACCCAACUGAGUACCACACUGAUGCAUUUGUUCGCCCUGGAAACACCCAAGGAAAUUUUACUUUUGACUACAAUGAAUGCUUCCUUAACGUUUGUGAGUGCUGCCCACCAGAAAAAGGUCCCAAAGGACCGAAUGGCGAGAAAGGGCCACCAGGGGAAAGGGGCCCUCCAGGGAUGCCAGGGGAAAAGGGAGAAAGUGGACCACGGGGUCUUUCAGGACCAGCUGGGUUACCUGGACUCAGUGGAUUAAAUGGCGACAAAGGUGAAAAAGGUGAUCAAGGGCCAAUGGGUCACCCAGGUUCCCCUGGAAUCCCAGGGAAACUUGGAGAGAAAGGUGAUUUGGGCCCCAAAGGAGAGAAAGGUGAAAAUGGGAUCAAUGGGCUGAAAGGAGACCCAGGAGAAAAAGGAGAGUCUGGCCACAAUGGGACUAAGGGCACCAUUGGUCCAAUGGGUCCCCCAGGGACAGCUGGGACAAAAGGUCAGAAAGGUGAACAGGGACGUUUGGGAGAAUGUUUACUUAGUGAGAGAGGACAGAAAGGUGAUCUUGGUGAUCCUGGGCCUCCUGGUCCACAAGGUGAGAUGGGCCCUCAAGGAGCAGAUGGGACUGAUGGUUCCAAAGGAGAAAUGGGGCCACCAGGAGAGAAGGGAGACACUGGCACAAGAGGGCCCCCAGGUGCAAGGGGAGUGGCAGGAAUAAAGGGGGAGAGGGGAGCAAAAGGUGUACGUGGCCCUCGGGGCCCAAAAGGCGAUCCAGGUGAGAGUUUGAACCCGGCUCGCUCUGCUUUUAGUGUGGGUUUGUUCCCAAGCCGGUCAUUUCCUCCACCUGGACUGCCUGUGAAGUUUGAUAAGGUCUUUUACAAUGAGGAGGGGCACUGGGACUCAGCACUCCACAAGUUUAAUGUCACACACUCAGGGGUCUACUUACUCACUUAUCACAUCACUGUGCGCAACCGGCCUCUGCGAGUUGCCCUGGUGGUUAAUGGGGUGCGGAAGGUGAGGACGCGAGAUUCCCUUUACGGCCAGGACAUCGACCAGGCUUCUAACCUUGUGCUUAUGCAGCUCAGCGAGGGCGACCAAGUGUGGCUGGAGACCCUGAGAGACUGGAACGGGGUUUACUCCAGCAGUGAGGAUGAUAGCACCUUCUCUGGCUUCCUGAUUUACCCAGACUCAAAUACAAAAGCAACCGCUAUUGAAAACAUUUGAAUGCAACGUUUUGUUAUUGAAUGCUAAUUUUUUGUUAGCUCUUUUUCCAACUACUGUGCUUGUAGAUGUUGAACUCUCAGCGUAUUGCAUUUUUCUCUAACAUGCUGCUGCUUGGAAUUCAUUUUUUAGAGUUUGCUGAUAGAACCAAGUCCUUUACAUGCUUAACUGUACUAGGUCAUGAUUUGUUUUUGCAAAACUGCAUUAAAAUUACACAGCUUAAAAAAACAACUUACGUAUGGAU
Molecule: messenger RNA, 3588 nt
Organism: Girardinichthys multiradiatus
Lineage: Eukaryota; Metazoa; Chordata; Actinopteri; Cyprinodontiformes; Goodeidae
Gene: otol1a
Product: otolin 1a
Exons: 6
Coding region: 1866-3347 (493 amino acids)
Molecular function (GO): protein binding
Source: RefSeq, a predicted model, not a curated record